Messenger RNA from Hyla sarda, 9395 nucleotides. RefSeq names its product adhesion G protein-coupled receptor L1 (gene ADGRL1). Gene Ontology annotation, molecular function: carbohydrate binding; G protein-coupled receptor activity; latrotoxin receptor activity. The transcript has 19 exons. The coding region runs from base 2521 to 6471 and encodes 1316 amino acids. Gene Ontology annotation, biological process: heterophilic cell-cell adhesion; cell surface receptor signaling pathway; adenylate cyclase-activating G protein-coupled receptor signaling pathway. NCBI's taxonomy places the organism in Eukaryota, Metazoa, Chordata, Amphibia, Anura, Hylidae. The record is from RefSeq and is a predicted model, not a curated record. Gene Ontology annotation, cellular component: axon; postsynaptic density; presynaptic membrane.
UUACUCAGCUGGCCGCGGUGAGUUGCCGAUUAUUUCUCCGCUUCUUUGUUGCGAUUCCAUGCACUAUUGCUAGUCAGAGCACCACCUCCAGCAAUCUCAGUCCUGGUCUGCCGUUUCAUCACCGUUCUACACCUAAGGGGAAGUAGUGCCGUGCUGGCUAUCUAUGAACUGUGUCCAGAUAAAAAGAGCAAUGUCAGUUUUAUUUGAGAAUAUGACCUCCUGCUGUCCCAGAGAAUUUGACAUGCCAUGUAUGGUGUGUGACUACAAAUAUGAGGUAGCCACUUGAGACUUACAAAAGAUUUUACAACGUGUAUAUUGGGUACAAUUGCUGGUCAGUGCUGUUUGUUAAGACACAUUACAUGCUAGCUCAAAAUAGCUGACCUUAGCAGUUUAUGGGAAGGAAUAAAAAAAUAAUAACAUUGGGGAUAGGAGAACAAGAAGAAUAAUAUUCCAUAUAUCCAUUACAUACAGAAAAAUGUUACUUCUACUUUAUGCAACUAAUUGGCCCAGUCAGUCAGCCCAGUGAUAUGACCAUGGAUAGUAAUAUAUACAUGGAAUAAUCUAGCCCGGGUUAAUGGUUAGGUGGUGUAGAAGGAAUAUAAAGAUCCAUUUAGUGUUAAGCUAUACGAAUCCUUCCAUUGCCUAUCCAUAGUUUUCAGCUACCCUUCAUUCACCACCGUCUUGACACUGCCCCCAUCAUAUGCAACUAUGUUCUUUGUAAUGUAAUCUCAUGAAUGGACAGAUCACUGCUCCCCACAAGGUUAACACAUUUCUUUCUGCUGCUCUCAUUUAUUCACGUGAGCCAAGUGGCUUUGGAGUGCUUUGACCCUGCCAACCUUAGAAAUCACUUCCAACUAUUAUAUGCAUGGCCUGAAUGUCUGUAGGGUGUCUUAUCACCCUCACACUCCAAGGGAUGGGUGCCUAAAGACAGAGAAGUAAUAAAAGGUCUUAGACUAUAAUAGAGGCUUGUGCUGUGCAGUUUCAGCAGAAGAGUGUCAUUCAACUCACGUUACAAGAUAAGACCUUCAUAUCCGUACACUGGAAAGGCCAAUUCACAAUCGCAUCUUGAUGCAACCCUACAAAGUCAUGGAUGCAUUGAGCUGUAUCCAUUCUCUGAUUCCCAUUCCUAUGGCAACAUUGUGUGCUGUAUCCUAGUAAGGAAACAAAGCUGUCAAGCCCUAGUCUUGAUUGUUUCCUGACCCAAUAGUAUCACAGAAGAGCCAUUUUUACUGAUCUACCCAUCAUACAGUGUCAUGAAGCUCACCAAACAUCUAUUGUGACCAUUGUUCUCUAACUAAAGCAUGCAACAUCCUGAUGUUUUGUAAUGUUACUAGUUAAAGUAAUUUAGUCUUAGGGCUAACAUCAGAUGGGGCUGUAGAUGACAAAAUGUGUUGUAGGGGAUAGGAUCAUCAUCAGUGACACCCUCUGCCUUGUAAUGUCCUAGUUCUAACAUCCUAUAAUAUUACUGGGCUCUGUUCAUACUACCAUCAUGGCUUCAGUUCUUAAGAGUCAUGACUACUAUGAGGUUUUUUUUUUUUAAGCAUCCCAAUGAAUCCUAAUGGAUUCCAUUGACAUAUAAUGGGGUCCACCAUGUUUCUCUCAGGGUUCUCGUAUUGUUGAUGGCAGUAGCCGAAAGACUUAAAAAUACCAAAAUCCUGAAGGAAAAUGAAAAUUGGGAAUGCGAACCAAAGUCAAUAGUUUGGUUGGUUCCAUAUCCUGUUAGGGGAAAAAGGAGAAGCCCGAAAAGAGGACCAAAUUACUAGAACUGAUUAAAUGUAUAUAGAAGGGAACAAAGCACACCAGGCAUCAGGCCAUUUAAUUUAUCACUAAAAGACAGUGAAUAAAUUCAGUUUAGAUUAUCUUAUAUCAUCUUUCCCAUAGAUGUGUGUAAACCCUAUUACAUCUUAGUAUUUGUUAAAGGACCUUAUAUAAGACCACGUAGGUAAAAACAUACUAGUUGGCUGCUACUUUUACCCAAUCCAUCCAAAAGAAGACUAAAGCUAACUCAUUGUAUGCUUUUCCAAAUUAAAACAUACUUGUUGCCUACUCACAGCAGAGUAUUCAUGAGAACAUGGCCAUGGUGGAUUCCCAAAAAGCUGCAUUCCACCCUAUGAUGUCUCUGCUGUGUGUAUGUGAUGUGUUCUGUUUAGGUGUCCUGUUCUUCUGGGUGUUAGUUUAUCCUUAAAUGGGUGACUAAAUUCCAGGGACGAGAGAUUAACUUAUAAGAAGGGGUGUUCUUUUAAUGGGUUCCCUUAUAUAAGGGGCACAUUGGCACUACAGGACUUUCCUUUAGGAUACUUGUUUUCUGCAAGACUUUAUUUCACUUAAUCAAUAUUUCCAUCCAACAGGAUAGUGGAUGCCAAUUUCAUUGACCCAUGAUGCAACUCAGCAGGUCUCUUUCUUGUGUCUCACACCUCAUGGCUGUUUAAUCAGCUCCCCUCUAACUCAAUUAGCUUUCAGGAUCCCAGCCUGAGCAGCAACAGAGAUCCUCAGUGGGGGGAGGUCAACCACCAAUGUACCAUGAUUGGCUUUUUCGUCUGCCCGGGAAUGUUACAAGAAAUUCUAGAACCCACUUCCACCCAUGAAUCUAAGCAGCAAUCAGGAGCAUGGUGUCGAGAUCCCCUUCAAGCUGGAGAACGUCUUUAUGUUAUGCCGUGGAUCCCUUAUCGUACAGAUUCAUUAACAGAGUAUGCUUCUUGGGAGGACUAUGCUGCUGGACGACACACAACUACUUAUCGUCUACCAAGUCGUGUGGAUGGAACAGGUUUUGUGGUGUAUGAUGGGGCUGCUUUUUAUAACAAAGAACGCACACGUAACAUUGUAAAAUUUGAUCUUAGGACACGGAUCAAGAGUGGAGAGGCCAUUAUAUCUACAGCUAACUAUCAUGACACCUCACCGUACAGAUGGGGUGGUAAAACCGAUAUAGACUUGGCUGUGGAUGAGAAUGGCUUGUGGGUUAUCUAUGCUACAGAAGGAAACAGUGGGAGGCUGGUGGUCACCCAGCUUAAUCCAUAUACUCUUCGUUUUGAGGGCACAUGGGACACCACAUACGAUAAGCGCUCAGCAUCAAAUGCUUUCAUGGCUUGUGGGGUCCUCUACGUGUUGAAAUCAGUUUAUGCAGAUGAUGACAAUGAGUCUGCAGGUAACAGGCUAGAGUACGCCUUCAACACCCAUCGAAACAGAGAAGAGCCAUUAGGAACGAAUGGAGCCAAUGGUCUGGAUUUUCCCAAUCCAUAUCAGUAUGUGUCAUCUGUGGACUACAACCCAAGGGAUGGACAACUUUAUGUCUGGAACAACUAUUUUCUGGUGCGUUAUGCAUUGAGGUUUGGCCCUCCGGACCCAGCAGAAGGUCCAGUUACUCCCACCCCAUCUGUGGUCACCGUUACUCUACCUCCACCUCCAGUGACGGUCACUACUCUACCUUCUGCCACCACUACUGUCCGCCGGCAACCCCUCACAACACAUCCAAUAGGCGCUAUAAAUCAAGUAGGCCAUGAUCCUCCUCCUACCCCUGGUACGCGUGGUCUUCCUCCCUCGAAUCAUAAUCCACAUCCAGAGAUUUUCUGCCCAGCCCGUGAGGAAAGAAAAGUACAAUGGCCAGCAACCCAGCAAGGCAUGCGAGUAGAGAGGCCAUGUCCCAAGGGCACCCGUGGCAUCGCCUCGUUUCUCUGUUUGCACACACUGGCGGUAUGGAACCCUCGCGGCCCAGAUCUAAGUAACUGCACUUCUCCCUGGGUCAAUCAAGUGGCGCAGAAGAUUAAGAGCGGAGAGAACGCUGCUAACAUUGCAGGAGAAUUAGCCCGUCACACCCGUGGACAGAUUUAUGCGGGGGAUGUCACUUCAUCUGUACGGCUUCUGGAACAGCUGGUGGAUAUUCUUGAUGCUCAGUUACAAGCCCUGAGACCUAUUGAAAGAGAGAGUGCUGGGAAAAAUUACAAUAGGAUGCACAAGAGGGAGAGAACGUGCAAGGAUUACAUCAAGGCGGUGGUAGAGACAGUGGAUAACCUUUUACGCCCAGAAGCGCUACUUUCAUGGAGAGAUAUGAAUGUCACAGAACAAGAACAUGCGGCUACCAUGUUACUGGACAUUUUGGAAGAAGGGGCAUUCCUGGUGGCUGAUAAUGUCAAGGAACCUGCACGCUUUCAGACUGCUAAGCCUAAUGUUGUGCUGGAAGUUUCCGUCAUAAACACCGAUGGCCCUGUCUCCGAGCUGAUCUUCCCUCAAGACAAUCACAGUGUCAGCUCUAUCCAGCUGUCUGCCAAUUCCAUCAAGCAGAACAGUCGCAAUGGGGUUGUGAAAGUAGUCUUCAUCCUGUACAAUAAUUUGGGCCUCUUCCUGUCCACGGAGAAUUCCACUGUACGCUUUGGCGGAGAAGGCAGCUCCUCGGGACACUCUUUGGUUGUGAACUCGCAAAUCAUUGCAGCCUCGAUUAAUAAAGAGUCCAGCAGAGUUUUCCUUAUGGAUCCUGUUAUUUUUACGCUGCCACAUUUACAGUCGAAGAACCACUUCAAUGCCAACUGCACCUUCUGGAAUUAUUCUGAGCGCUCAAUGCUGGGUUUCUGGUCAACACAGGGUUGUCGAUUGCUGCAUACUAACAAGACCCAUACAACCUGUGCGUGCAACCACCUAACUAAUUUUGCUGUGUUGAUGGCCCACAGAGACAUGUUACAGGGUCGUAUAAACGAGUUGCUUCUCUCCGUCAUCUCAUGGGUGGGAAUAGUGAUCUCGCUGGUGUGUCUUGGAAUCUGUAUAUCCACCUUUUGCUUCUUGAGAGGUCUCCAAACUGACAGAAACACCAUUCACAAGAAUCUUUGUGUCAGUCUGUUCCUCGCCGAACUUCUUUUCCUUACUGGUAUCGACAAAACACAGUACCAGGUGGUAUGUCCCAUUUUGGCUGGUCUCCUGCACUUCUUCAGCCUUUCAGCUUUCUCCUGGCUGUGUCUGGAGGGUGUUCAGCUUUAUCUUAUGUUGGUGGAAGUGUUUGAAACAGAGCAUUCCCGGAGAAAGUACUACUACCUCUGUGGCUAUGUAUUUCCUGCUCUUGUGGUGGGGAUCUCUGCAGCAGUGGACUACAGGAGCUACGGAACUGAUAAAGCUUGCUGGCUACGAGUUGAUAAUUAUUUCAUCUGGAGUUUUAUUGGCCCGGUUUCCCUUGUUAUUGUGGUGAACCUUCUUAUCCUACUGGUCACUCUUCACAAGAUGCUGCGCUCCUCUUCUGUUCUUAAACCCGAUUCCAGUCGACUGGAGAACAUCAAGUCCUGGGCUUUGGGAGCUGUUACCUUGCUUUUCCUUCUUGGUCUUACUUGGGCAUUUGGCCUUCUGUUCAUUAAUAAGGAGUCUCUAGUUCUGGCGUAUCUCUUUACUACUUUCAAUGCUCUGCAGGGCUUGUUCAUCUUUAUCUUCCAUUGUGCUCUCCAGAAGAAGGUACAUAAGGAAUACAGUAAAUGUCUAAGACACUCAUACUGUUGCGUGAGGGGCCCAGGAGCUGAACAUGGGACCUUGAAAUCUACGGUUAAUAGUCGAUAUUACACCCAAAGCCGAAUCCGCAGGAUGUGGAAUGAUACAGUGAGGAAACAGACAGAAUCCUCCUUUAUUGCUGGAGACCUCAACAGCACCCCGACUUUGAACAGAGGCACAAUGGGAAACCACUUGCUGACAAAUCCUGUGUUGCAGUCUCGUGUUGGCAGCAGUCCAUACAACACACUUAUCACCGAGUCCGUGGGUUUCAGUCCGUCCUCCCCAGGAUACAAUGCCACUGGAAGUUUCAGAGAUCCCAAACACACAUUAAGCAGAGAUCCAUGUGGUAAGGACCCACUCCCGCCACUUCCUCUUAAUGGCAACUUUAAUAACAGUUAUUCUCUAAGAGCUGGAGACUUCCCUCCUGAUCCGUCCAAAAUGGGAGAAGGUGGUGGACGUCGCAAUAUAACAGAUGCAGCAGCGUUUGAAAAGAUGAUCAUCUCCGAACUUGUACACAGCAACCUACGAGGCAAAUCUCAUGCAGGGACAACGGACACAGGAGAUGAGGAAGUGACAUCAGGGGCAAUAGGAGAAGGUGGAGAGGUUCCUACAUUAGAGAUGGAGCGCAUGUAUAAAGCUUUGGAGGAGCCCCUUCUCUUACAAAGAGCUCAGUCAAUCCUUUACCAGAGUGAUCUGGAGGAGUCUGAAGCUGAAGCUGCCCCUCGUGACUCACCCAAUCGCGAUUCACUGUAUACUAGCAUGACCAACCUCAGAGACUCUCCAUACCCAGAUAGUAGCCCUGAACCAGGCCUGCCAUCAUCUGGGGAAAUGCUGCCGUGCCACCAAGGGGUGCCCCCACCAACGGGGGCAGAUGCCAUGUACUUCCCUGGCCGGCUGGGUUCAGUGCCCAGAGGGCAGUUGCAGGCCUUCUACCAGAUGCCACAGGGGUUUCUGGGUCUUGAAGGAUCAGUGCCCGAGGGUGACGGGCAGAUGCAGCUCAUCACCAGCCUCUGAACUUAUUCAACCACCCCUGACACCAACCUUGUUACACCCCUUAUAAAAAGAAAAAGAUACUGCCUUCCCUUUCCAUUUCAGAAGAAAGCAGGGUCAGAUGAAAGGAAGGGGUAUGUGAACGGGGGGUAUUUUGGUGGGGCAGGGGUGAGGACAAGACACUGCCUGGGCUAAUGGACAAUGGGUUUUGAUUGGGCUCAGUCUACAUGGAUUUACUAUUGAUUGCCAGUAUCUGAUAGAAAUACUUAAAUGGAACGCCACUAACAGGUAGGGGUUUGGGUGCCAAAAAUAUCCUCCUAAAAACACAAUUGUUUGCCCAAAGAUGACCUGUGAAAGCUACUGAUGCAAAAACAGUUUAGGCACUGGAAUUUGCAGUAUUGUUAACAAGCCAAUUUAAAGAAAUAAUGAGAAGAUGCAGACAGGUGUAGUGUUUAGCCUGUAAUAAUUGUAGGCAGCCCAUUUGUGUUAGAAACACCAGAUGUCUUCAAGUGAUGCAAACAAUGAGACUACAUGGUAUGAAAUUAAUCACUAGCUCUCGAUAAGUGGUGCCAAACAGCCUAUGGGGCUUGCUGAGUAAUGAGAAAGUAGAGGACAGAAAUUGCCUAAGAUUGUGAAAUUUACAUUUUUAUUUUUGAAAGGUCACAGCUUAUAAUUUGCAUUCCCGUAGUAAAGUAGGGGCAGAUCAUGGAAAUUCAAAGAAGAAAAAAAGAUAGGAAAAGCCACUUUUUGUUCAAUAGUGAACUUCUUCCUUGGGCUUUCCAAAAACUGUGGCUGUCACCUCCACCUUCUCUACUCACCCAAACCCCUAUGUCUGCCCCAAAGACAGGGUAAGAGAUUCUUUUUAUAUCAAAUCAGACAAGAAGAGAUUGUGGUUCAGUUCGAAGAACCUACCAAGAAACCACAAGGAAUUUGAAAACUACUACGAUAGAAAGUUGGGAUGAAUGUGAACUUGACAACUGCCCUGCAUAUUCUUUAUUUAAGCACAAAACACCCCCUGCCUCUAUUACAGAGGAACAUUGGAACUUUUACAAUGGGGGAAGAGAGUGUCCUUUCCGACUGCUGUAAAUAACGAACUUCUAAAAGGGGGAAGGGAGAGACGAGGGGAGAUGCCUACACCCUUCUUCACAAACUUGUAUUUGAGGUGCGGAAAUGGUCAGUAGGGGGCUUUUUUUUAUUUAUAUGUGUUUGCCUUUUGCGAUGUUUCUUUGUAUCUGGUUUGGGCACAUUGCCGUAAUAUCUGUCCUUUCUGCCACAGGAUUAUGGAUGAAUUUCUUUCGUCAGUCCCAAAGAUUCCACCUCGUGUCUCCAGCUACCUUGUUAAUUUUUUUUAAGCAUCUUUGUCUUAAUUUAUUUUUAUGUUGCAUGUAGAAAUCUAGAAUUGUACAGGUUCUACUGAUAUUUGACCAUCUACCUGUAUAUAAUUGUGAACCCUUACCAGGUCUAAGGAUGUCAUGAAACAAAAACAAAAAGAACAAAAUGGAUAAAAUUAUUUUCUAAAUCUAUACAUCUCAAAGCCAUCUGCUGCUAUAUGUAGGCCAUGACGUAUAGGGAACAGUGCAAUAAAGCAUGGCGUUUGGGGGCACAUUGAAACAAUCAUUUUACCAGCCACUACAGUGUCUCAAUCUAAAGUGAACUUUGAUGGUGGUCUUCAUAUAUAUCCUCACUAAAGGUUACACAAGGCGCUGGUGAUAUUACAGUGGUUACUGCACACAGCUAAUGCCAAAACCUAUAUACGAUCAUAUAUCUGCUUUAUGUUUCCCUGUACAGAUCUAUAUGUUUCUAAAUUUAUAGGUCUUUAUAUAUUUACAUAGAUGUUAACAUAUCCAUAUUUAAGGGUUCUGAGUACAGAGAUGCAGAUCCCAUGGUGUAGACUCCAUGGAAUUGUCAUUCUAGUUAUGAUGGUCUUUCCUGUGUGAUAGUAAUAGUAGAAGCUCAGUUUAUUUUCUUCUGCAAAACUAGACAUGGUACCCACUACCAUGAAAAAUCCAAUGUGAUAAGAGCAGAGAGACGCAAUUAUAAUUUUGGCACACCAGGAUAAAUGGUAUUUGCUGUAGGCAAGCUAAGCAUCUCAUAUGUCCUUGCUUGUCCUAUAAACUACUAGAAAAGCAUAUCUCCAAGCUGUAUAGACACGAGAAGUCGCUCCUCGAACCUACGGAGUCAGCUGAGCUCUACUGCAUAGAAAAAAGGAACUUCCACUGACUAUCAAGAAUCUGCACGUUUCCCCAAGCAGAACACAGCACUUACAAAGAAUAUUUUUGUCAUUGUUAUAUUUCAGACAAUAUGAAUAUAGAAAUGAUAUUUAUGUGAAGCUCAUGAAAAAUGGGUGUAAAAUACCAUUAUAGAUUCUUAUAGAAAACCUCUAAGCUAGAAGACCUUCCUAUUAGAGGAAGUUCAGAGGACUGCUAGAGUUUGCACUCUAUCACCAGUGACGGUCUGUUUUUUUUUGGGACAGGCGCCAUGUGAAGGAAAUAGCCUUCUAACAAUAGAUUAUGUCUGGGAAUCCUACGUUUCGAGAGAGGUGGUCAUGAGUCCAUUGACACAACAUCAGUGGCACAUAUUUAUGUUCCGUGCACAUGUAUGUCACUUUCUGCUUCGUCCUGAUGUGUUUCGCUGCCAAUCCCAACCUACCCCCUGAGUCUGACGAGCAAAGGGUAAAAUACCUCUCCGCCCCCUCCUCUCCUCUCUCUCCUUCCUUCAUUUUCUUUUUCAUAUGCCAAAACCAGAAAUGGGUCGAACGCCAUUCUACAAGCGAACAAAAACAAGAAAAAAAAAAAUACCGUACGAAAGACUGAACAUGAUAUCGUACAUAGAAAAACAAAACAAAAAAAAGGCAGAAAAAAAUAAUGCUGAAAAAAGUUUAAAAAAAAAUUAAAUAUCGCAACUUGUGGAGUGAAACAAACACACCAAUAAAAACAUUUUGAUUUCUG